Molecule: messenger RNA, 700 nt
Organism: Dimorphilus gyrociliatus
Lineage: Eukaryota; Metazoa; Annelida; Polychaeta; Dinophilidae
Source: the annotation of a GenBank genome assembly
AUUUUAUUUAAUACGUUGAUAAUGGAAUAGCCAUACAGUCUGUGUUUUUACUGUACAUGAUUUCCAACUCGGAGAAGAAACAAUGAAUCGUGUUGUUAUUUUACUAUUUUUGUAUUAUUCCAUGGUUGAUGGAGAUUAUUUGGAUAAAUUUGGCUUGUCAAAAUCGAAUGAUAUUUUCCGCCUUGAAAUUCCUAAAUGGAUCAAAAGAAUUGAAAAAGAAAAUCCCAAAAUGUCUUGGUCUAAUUGUGGUUCAUCAUCAGAUCUCAUCAAAUUGGAUAAGCUAGAAAUACAACCAUCGAAAAUAAAGAUACCAGGAAAUGUAACGGUAUCGGCUUCGGGAAGUUUGAAAGAGGACAUUACUUCAGGAAUAAAAUUGGAUCUCAAAAUCGAAAAAAAAAUUCUAGUAUGGAUCAAGAUUCCAUGUGAAGAUAAAAUUGGCUCCUGUACAUACGAUGUUUGCUCAAUGCUUAAAACUAUUUUUCCUGGUGGAAAAUGCCCAGAUGUUUUUGUUAAAGCGGGUGUACCAUGUCAUUGUCCCUUUUUAAAGGGAAAUUACUCACUGAAGAAGGCCAAUGUUUUUGUCAAUCCAUCGAUUAAAAUACCCAGUUGGUUGGAGGAAGGAGAGUACAAAAUACAACUCGAUGUAUCUCAUCAAGGGAAGAGACUAAUGUGUUUAAAAAUGGAUCUUUCAUUAGCCUAA